AACGACACUCAUCGUUUACCACUGCUGACCCGCGCAACUAGCGUGAGAGGAGCAAAUAACUAAAGUCAGGAAGCACUCAGACGAAACAAUGAGUGUUGACGUGAAGAAGCUGAAAGUAAAUGAGUUAAAAGAGGAGCUCCAGCGCCGCGGCCUGGACACCAGAGGCCUGAAGGCAGACCUGGUGGAGAGGCUGAGAGCCGCGCUGGAGGCUGACGCUCAGGCUGAUGUCUCAGAGCAAGGGGAGCAGGAGGAUGAAUACUGUCAGGACUAUCAAGACAACGAGGAAAACGAAGAUGGAGAUGAUGCACAAGAGCAGCAAG
Messenger RNA from Plectropomus leopardus (leopard coralgrouper), 320 nucleotides. Lineage: Eukaryota; Metazoa; Chordata; Actinopteri; Perciformes; Serranidae. The record is from RefSeq and is a predicted model, not a curated record.